AUGGUGCGUGUUGCGGUUGUAGGUUGUGCCCAUGGUCUACUAGACGAUAUCUAUGCAACCGUCAAUUUCAUUAACAAGACACAAGCUGACAAUCCUGUGGAGCUUUUGGUGUGCUGUGGCGAUUUUGAAUGCAUGCGCAAUAUGCGCGACUUGGAGACACUGGCGUGUCCACCGAAAUACCGAGCACUGCAUGCUUUUUACCGGUAUUAUAACCAGGAAAAAUUAGCUCCUGUGCUCACUGUCUUUGUGGGUGGUAAUCAUGAAGCUUCGGGUUAUUUACAAGACCUUCAUUAUGGCGGUUGGGUAGCACCAAAUAUCUUUUAUCUGGGUGCAGCAGGUGCUAUUAAUGUUGCAGGACUGCGCAUUGCAGGACUUUCGGGUAUUUAUAAACACCAGCACUAUACAGCAGGAAGGUUUGAGUCACCACCGUUUGAUAAUAACACGAUGCGGAGUGUCUAUCAUGUCCGCGAGCUCGAGGUCUUUCAGCUCUCGCACUUGCAACAGGUAGACAAGUCGCCGAUAAAAGUGUUUUUGUCGCACGACUGGCCUCGAGGCAUUGAACAGUACGGCAAUAUAUCGCAGUUACUGCGUCGUAAACCAUUCUUUGAGCAAGAAAUAAGGACUAACACGCUGGGCAGUCCUGCUGGCGAGUUCCUCAUGUACCAGCUGCGCCCGCAAUAUUGGUUCGCUGCGCACUUGCACGUCAAGUUUGCUGCCAUUGUUGCUCACUCCGAUCAACCAAGUAAUGGAGCACAUUCGUCAAAUGGCAAAACUCUUGAUGCUGACAAGACAAAAUCAAAUGAUAAGCAGAACGCUGCUGCAAAGCUACGCUCCCAGGUAAAAACGACCAAGUUUUUAGCGCUAGAUAAAUGCCUUCCGCGUAGAGAUUUUAUGCAGAUCUUGGACUUGGAUGCUUCGGCAAUGGAGUUUAUAUCGAUGGAGGAGCAGAAAACGGGUACUGACAGCGAGAUAACACCCGAAGCUAAGCAAGAUGUUAUCCAGUCCAAAGAGGCUAUCAAGUCUAAUUCUCCUUGUACGAGUACAAAACGUUCGUCGGGACCAAAAAUCAUGUUCGACCUGGAAUGGCUUGCUAUCCUGCGCGCAACACACCACCUUGCUUCAGCCAAUAAGUUUGCGCCGCGUGUGCCGCAAGAGGAAAUGAAAAUCGAAGACAAGGACAUUGCUUGGGUGAAACAGCGUUUACGAGAAUUUGUUGCAGAAAAGAAGCUAGACAAGGUUCAAGAAGAGUGGAUCACUGAUUUUGUAAAGACCGCACCAGGUCACGGUAAAGAAGAGGGACAUGGAUCACAUGUGGUGACGGGUAAUCCUCAAACGGACCUUCUUUUGGAGAUGCUGAAGCUUCCACAUGUCGUGACCGCACCAUUUGUUAGCGGUGAUUCAGUAGUAGCUGCCUUUGAGGACCCGAACGAGAUUGCUCUAGAGGAUGAUGAAGACACCAGUGACUUUGAUGCAAAUCAAAUGAACAUCAAAGACGUUACUACCCCAACUCUCAAUCAAACAGUCCCAGUAAGUGCAGAAAUUGAGACACCUAUAGACUCGUGCGAAAUCCACCUUGAGUUGUAA
Messenger RNA from Peronospora belbahrii, 1584 nucleotides. The record is from the annotation of a GenBank genome assembly. Lineage: Eukaryota; Oomycota; Peronosporomycetes; Peronosporales; Peronosporaceae.